Gossypium raimondii (Peruvian cotton) is the source of this 1888-nucleotide messenger RNA. RefSeq names its product thiamine biosynthetic bifunctional enzyme TH1, chloroplastic. The coding region runs from base 44 to 1750 and encodes 568 amino acids. Gene Ontology annotation, biological process: thiamine biosynthetic process. Gene Ontology annotation, cellular component: chloroplast. The transcript has 10 exons. Gene Ontology annotation, molecular function: thiamine-phosphate diphosphorylase activity; phosphomethylpyrimidine kinase activity; hydroxymethylpyrimidine kinase activity. Lineage: Eukaryota; Viridiplantae; Streptophyta; Magnoliopsida; Malvales; Malvaceae. The record is from RefSeq and is a predicted model, not a curated record.
UUUAUCUAAUUUUCAAUCAGCAAGUCGCCCACCGCUCUUCUAAAUGGCCUCUGCUACAUUUCUCUCCACUCUCUCGUUGGCCAACAAGAAUUAUCUGCUGUUAACUCCUACUCAUGCUUAUGCAAAAGGGUAUACUAACAACUUUAGAGUUUCGAAUUUACCUUCCAUUGUUGUAAGAAAAGAGGGUUCUGUUCGGUCGCAAGGUUUUGUAGCAAUGCAGGAGAAGGGUGGUUCAACAUUGAGCGAUGAUUCGAGGACGAAAACCCCACAUGUUUUGACUGUUGCUGGCUCUGAUUCGGGUGCUGGGGCUGGAAUUCAAGCUGAUCUCAAGGCUUGCGCUGCUCGUCGAGUCUAUUGUUCUACUGUUAUCACUGCUCUCACUGCUCAGAACACUGUUGGGGUUCAGGGUGUAAGUAAUGUACCAGAGGAUUUCGUUGCACAACAGUUAAAGUCUGUGCUCUCUGAUAUGCAAGUUGAUGUGGUGAAAACAGGUAUGCUACCUUCUGUUGGCAUAGUCAAGACACUUUGUAAGACGCUCAGGGAAUUUCCUGUCCAUGCUUUGGUGGUUGAUCCUGUCAUGGUAUCUACAAGUGGGGAUGUGCUAGCUGGUCCUUCCAUUCUUUCCACAUUUCUAGAGGAGCUCCUUCCAAUGGCUGACAUAAUAACCCCAAAUUUGAAGGAAGCAUCUGCUUUGCUUAAUGGUAUGCAAUUGGAAACGGUGGAUGACAUGCGCUCUGCUGCAAGAUUGUUGCAUAAUAUGGGCCCAAAGAAUGUGCUUGUCAAGGGGGGUGACCUACCUGACUCAUCAGAUGCUGUUGAUAUUCUAUAUAAUGGUCAUAACUUCUACGAGCUGCGUUCGCCCCGUAUAAGAACUCGUAACACUCAUGGUACCGGUUGUAGUUUGGCAUCAUCUAUAGCAGCUGAAGUAGCAAAAGGCUAUCCAAUGCUUUCAGCUGUUAAGGUAGCAAAACGCUUUGUUGAAACUGCAUUGGAUUACAGCAAAGAAAUUGAUAUUGGAAAUGGACCUCAAGGCCCCUUUGAUCAUCUAUUGAGACUUAAGAGUCAUUCUCAAGCUUGUCAUAGGCAGCAGCCAUUUGAUCCAAGUGACUUGUUUCUGUAUGCUGUUACAGAUUCAAGAAUGAACAAACGGUGGGGCCGAUCUAUCAUCGAUGCUGUUAAAGCUGCCAUAGAUGGAGGUGCUACCAUUAUCCAGUUAAGAGAGAAGGAUGCUGAAACAAAGGACUUUAUGGAAUCUGCAAAAGCAUGUAUUAGAAUUUGCCGUUUGCAUGGAGUUCCUCUGCUGAUUAACGACCGUGUUGAUGUUGCCAUUGCUUGUGAUGCUGAUGGAGUGCAUGUUGGCCAGUCUGACAUGCCUGCUCGUGUUGCUCGAACUCUUCUUGGUCCAGAAAAGAUUAUUGGUGUCUCUUGCAAGACACCGGAGCAAGCUGAACAAGCAUGGGUUGAUGGUGCUGAUUACAUUGGGUGUGGUGGUGUCUACCCAACCAACACCAAGGAAAACAAUAUCACAGUUGGUUUGAAUGGGCUGAAAACCGUUUGCAUGGCUUCGAAGUUACCAGUGGUGGCCAUUGGUGGAAUCGGUGUGUCAAAUGCACGUGCUGUAAUGGAAAUCCGCACAUCGAAUCUAAAAGGCGUUGCCGUUGUUUCAGCCCUUUUUGAUCGGGAAUGUGUACAGGCUGAAACAAGGAAGUUGCAUGAAAUGCUAUUGGGAUCUAACAUUGGUAGUACAUAAGUUUUAUGAUCUGAUUCUGAUAAGAUAACUAUCUCAAUGGGAGAUGUUCAAAAACUGAAUGUUGACUAUCUUAAGCAUCGCUUGAUUUUUUCUGUAAUAAUCAUAAAAGGGAUGGACAAAUUCCUAUUUUCCAUGUUA